Prunus armeniaca (apricot) is the source of this 219-nucleotide messenger RNA. The record is from the annotation of a GenBank genome assembly. NCBI's taxonomy places the organism in Eukaryota, Viridiplantae, Streptophyta, Magnoliopsida, Rosales, Rosaceae.
AUGUUGAGAGUAUGGAGAGAGAUUGGUAGUGUGGAUGGUGGUGUCGCCACUGCCAAUUGGUUAGUGUUUUGGGCAGCUUUGGUCAGCCUCUGUCUUGUCUCAGUCAUAGUUUUCUCCUGUGCAGAUGGUGUGUCUUCCAAAGGGAAGAACACAGCAGGUGACACAGAGCUUUAUGGCGGCGGGUGCGCUGCCGAGUGUGGUGCAGCAUGUGGUGCAUGA